GUUCCCCCCUUUCGGUUUAGGAAGCUCGCGGGGGACGCGAGGAAUAAUAGCGGAGAGCGAGAUCACCACUGCGCGUGCAACCCAAGGAGCAUUUCCGCCUCUUUAGAAGCACAAGGAUGGAUCAAUCAGAGCUUUACAUCGAGGACGAGGAUUCACCGGUGAUGAAGACGGUCAAGGGAGCGACGACGGGUUUAGCUGCCGGUGCGCUCUGGGGUACAAUCGUUGCUACAUGGCAUGACGUGCCUCGUGUAGAGAGGCACGUAGCGCUCCCCGGGUUAAUUAGAACGCUGAAGAUGUGUGGUAACUACGGGCUCACUUUUGCUGCCAUUGGAGGGCUCUACAUUGGUGUGGAGCAGUUGGUGCAGAAGCAAAGGAUGAAGAGGGAUUUUAUUAAUGGUGCAGUCGGUGCUUUUGUUGCCGGAGCAUCUGUUUAUGGGCUUAAAGGGAGGAGCUUUCAAACAGCCAUAUCUGCAGGUUCUUGUCUGGCCUUCACUUCUGCUGUGCUGGACAUUGGGGAUCGGUCUACAAGAAUCGAUAAUGGUAGAGAAUACUACCCUUACACCACUGAGAAAAGGCCUUCCACUAGUACUUAAUUUCUUGUAAAAUGAGCUCUCUUUUAAUGACCUCAGCCAUGACGGGUCUACUGCAUUCUCCUUGGAUAUGUUCUAUGAAAUGACCAUCUUAAGACUCGCAAUGCUCGCACCUUGUUGUUGGCAAUCCAUUUUCUGUUUUCAGAAACCAUGAUGAGACAAAUAUUGAAAUAAAUCUUAGUUUUCUUUUUGUUUGUUAU
Phoenix dactylifera (date palm) is the source of this 790-nucleotide messenger RNA. RefSeq names its product Mitochondrial import inner membrane translocase subunit Tim17/Tim22/Tim23 family protein (gene OEP16-3). Lineage: Eukaryota; Viridiplantae; Streptophyta; Magnoliopsida; Arecales; Arecaceae. The record is from RefSeq and is a predicted model, not a curated record. Gene Ontology annotation, cellular component: TIM22 mitochondrial import inner membrane insertion complex; chloroplast. Gene Ontology annotation, biological process: protein insertion into mitochondrial inner membrane.